AUGAAUAAUAUGUAUGUUAUUCCAUUACUUUAUCGUAUACCAUCAAUGAAUGAUCAUGUAUCAAUUACUCGAUUACAUCAUGCAUUUCAGAGUGUUAUCACUAAACAUAAUAUUCUUCGAACAGCACUCUCUCUUGAUACAAAUACUCAUAUUAUACAACAUUGUUUAGAUGCAAAGAUUGCUCUAAAUGAUGAAAUCAAAUCAAAUAGAUUCACAAUCGUUAAUAUUCGUAACGAUGAUCAUCGUCAUAUGAGUGAAACUAUUGCAGAAAUAUUAAAUCAAGCUGAUUUAUUUGAUUUAUCAACAGGACGUGCUAUUCGUUGCCAUAUUCUUCGUCAUUAUCAUCAAUCUCAAGAUAAUAUCUCAUGUGAGAAUGAUGACCUAUUGGCUGAAAAUGAUCACAUAUUAAUUAGUAUUCAUCAUGCAAUGUUUGAUGGAGCAUCAACAUCAAUCUUCACUCGUGACCUUUCUCUUGCUUAUCAAUCUGAUGAUUCACAAGUUCGAUUAUCAACGGAUGAUAACUCAUUGAAUUAUAUAGAUUAUUCUGUUCAUGAACAUAUCAUGGAUAUGUCAUUAUCUCAACAAUUUUGGCAACUAGAACUGGAAGAAUCUGAUCUUAAACGUCCACUAUCAUUACCAGUUGAUCGACAACGUUCAUCAACCAAUCAAGAACGAUCAGGUUUAGCAUCCAUACAUGAAAUCAUUUUCGAUAAUGAACUAUGCACAUCAUUUCUCAACUAUGCAUCAUCACAUCAUCUCACACUCUUUCAACUUGGAUUAUCCAUAUUCUAUGUCUUCCUAUUCAAAUUAACUCAUGGUGAGACUGAUCUAUGUAUUUCUUCUAUUAAUGCAAAUCGAUAUCGAAAUGAAUUAGUGAAUAUGAUAGGAAUGUUUGUUUCAACAUUACCAUAUCGUUUAGAAAUUGAUCCGCAUUGGUCAUUUGAUGAAGUAGUUGAGUAUGUACGAGAAAAAUGCUUAUCAAUUCUUGAACAUUCUCAUUAUCCACUUCAACAUAUUCUUGAUGACAAUCGGUCAAUUCAAUCAAAUGUGUCAUUUCUUGAGAUAAUAUUUGAUUUUAUCAGUGUGUCAAAAGAUGUCGAACAUUUAAAUUUGAGUGAUGCAAAUUUAGAACAAAUAUCAUUAGAACAAUCAACUGAAAUGUCAAAAUUUGACUUUUCAUUAAUAUUUGAAUACAAUCCAUCAUCAGAUAAUAAUCAGAUGUCUUGUUUUUUCGUUUGUUCACAUGAUUUGUUUGAAAAAUCAACUAUUUCGAAAAUAGGUCAAAGAUUUGAAUAUAUGCUUUCGAACGUAUUUCAAACACAACCAAGCAACUUUCCUGUGAUGAAUGCGAGUUCAUCGAUUAACAAACUGUCUGUUAUUCUUCCUGAAGAAGCUAAAGAAAUGGAAUUAGUAGUGUUUCACCGGUUGGACAAUAUUGUGAAUGAAGGUAUGAUUAUCGGUUUUCUCUUUAAUUGUAGACAAAAACCAUAA
This is a messenger RNA of Adineta steineri, 1491 nucleotides long. The record is from the annotation of a GenBank genome assembly. Lineage: Eukaryota; Metazoa; Rotifera; Eurotatoria; Adinetida; Adinetidae.